AUGCAGAAGAGCAGCAUUUCAGUCGUCGGUGCAGACGCAGUGGGCAAGACGAGCUUCUACAUUUGGCCGCGUCCUGACCGAAAAGGACGCAAAAUAGCAACGACUGUGCGUAUUUUGCGCUGUCGAGAAGAGGCCCCAGACGGCGACGGCGUCUUCGUACUAUUGUUCAACCUCACGCGCCGAGACUCGCUCGCAGCGGUCAUUGCACAAUGGGCGCACUUGUCGGACGUCACUAAUCGAAAGCUAUUCCUCGUGGGCACACACGCUGACAGCAAUAACACGCGUGAGAUUGCCCUAUCAGAAGUGCGCGAGAUAUCGGGCGAGUUCCACAGCUAUGAGGAAGUAUGCUGUCGUCCAGGAGACGAGGGGAUCCUCCGGGUACAGCAUACGUUGACUCAAUGGACAACCGGUGGCUCCGCAGAGAUGGCGAGCGAUAUCCCGCUUGCGCGAGCGUCGAUCUGCGGCGGGUUCCCGAGACCUGUUGUCACGAUGAUGAUGCCCAAUACCUCACACAGUUUGCCUGCAUCACCCGCAGGGCGGCGGUCAUGUAUGCGAUCCGAUGUGUGGCUGUAUGAUCCGACCGAGGUGGAAUCUGCUUCUGCUUCUCCUGUGGCAACAGCUGGAGGUGGUGACGUAAAGCUGCGUACAAUUUCCAAGGCCAUCUACGACAUUCGUGGCGCUGUGGCUGAAAAGAGCAAGGCGCUGGCCAAAUACCGUGACCGGCAAAUGAGUCACUGGCUCACACGCAGUCGAUACUUCGGACCGACCGAAAGCAGUCGCCACAAACGGUGGCAGGAAGAACAGAAGAAACGGCAACAAGCACAUAGUCACCUCCACCAUGUACGCCAGCAAUCGAGUACUCUCGAUGAGCGUACACGAAGCGUAAGUCACCCAGAUAAGUUCGUGCCACCAAGACGAAAGUCCGUUGCACAGCGUGGUCCAGGACAUUUAUCCAGUUCCAGUGAAAGCGAGGAAAGUCCUGGCACCCCAUUGGAGCACAAGUCCUUCAUGCAACCUACUGAGCUCACUAAGCAGCGGCAACGUCAGCAUGAAGCUAGUAAUGCACAGGAACAAAAGAAACGUCUUGCUACAAAGCGUGCAUUGCGCAAGCAGAGACGAGCUGCUUCGAACGAUAUUUUUGAGCGAAGUACAGCGUCGGCAGCUGCGUACUUGGAUUGUUACGAUGAGAUGGACAUGCCACUGCAAUUUAAGCCCCUCUCGCCCUCGCUGGGUGGACGAGCUUCUCUUUUGAUACCGUCGCCAGCCUCCUCUGUGGCAUCGUCUUCGAGUCGUAGAAGCUUUGGAGGAGAACGCAAAGCUUUUGAGGUGGAUGCUGUGACUGCAAUUGGAGCACAACAAUCCUUCGAAUUGGUCUCCCCUGGCGCUAAACAAGUGGGCUGCUUGCCGGCUUUACUACCAAUGACACACUUGCAGUCUCCAGUACCACCGAUUAUGAGUCCAUCAGCCCCGACAUCAUCGGUUCAAAGCCACCACAGUGUUGCUGAUUCCUCACUCGACAGCCCUCAGUUCGACUCCCCGUCCGUCACAGUUUUGAAGCUAUAUACUCCAGACAAGCUGCAGAUUGAAGCCAAGUCUGAGCUGCCAUCUCCAGCAAAAGCCACCGACAAUGUCACCCCCAAAAUCAUUCCGCCACCAGCUCCUCCUCAAGAAGACUCAACUGUUAGUCGAGCCAACACCAUGUGCAGUAGCAGCUCGGAGAACUUCGACUGCAGCGACAUCGACGACUUGCUCGAGUACUUCGAAGGCGUAACACUGCCUAUCUCCUAA
Messenger RNA from Phytophthora infestans T30-4, 1788 nucleotides. RefSeq lists its product as uncharacterized. Lineage: Eukaryota; Oomycota; Peronosporomycetes; Peronosporales; Peronosporaceae. The record is from RefSeq and is a predicted model, not a curated record. The transcript is spliced from 2 exons. The coding region runs from base 1 to 1788 and encodes 595 amino acids.